Messenger RNA from Pipra filicauda (Wire-tailed manakin), 413 nucleotides. RefSeq names its product chromosome unknown C5orf58 homolog (gene CUNH5orf58). The coding region runs from base 31 to 342 and encodes 103 amino acids. The record is from RefSeq and is a predicted model, not a curated record. Lineage: Eukaryota; Metazoa; Chordata; Aves; Passeriformes; Pipridae. The transcript has 4 exons.
CUGAUCCGUGAGGAGAGAGGAGCAGGAAGAAUGGGGGAAGAAAGAGCCCAGGGAUCUGGAUCUUUGGCCCUGGCUGAUGAACUCAACAUAAAGCCACCAUGUGAAGGGAAGAGGGACUCAGACAAAGAAUCAAUGUUAAAUGGCACCAAAACCGCUGCUGCUGCUGGGCAGUUUAACCUCGAGGCUGCGAUUAAAAGUGUUGACAAAAUGUCCAGCGAGUUGAAGAAGCUGAACGUGGAAAGCCAGCUCCUGCUUUGUGACCUUAUUCUGAAUUUCAACCAUCCUAUAAAGGCCAAAGACUUAAGAGAAGCUGAAGAAAAGACGUGGAGUUUGACAGAUUAAACAUCCAUUUUCUUGUGUUGUCUUCUAUUAAUACUGCUGAAGUUUCUUUUUCUUUUUCUCUUUCUUUUUCU